Messenger RNA from Cercopithifilaria johnstoni, 6888 nucleotides. The record is from the annotation of a GenBank genome assembly. Lineage: Eukaryota; Metazoa; Nematoda; Chromadorea; Rhabditida; Onchocercidae.
AUGAACUCGUCAAGUCUCACUUGCGCACUUUGCACUCGUCCAAUUAUAUCAACUAGCAAUGUGCGAUCCUGCAGUUCGUGCAGAAAGUUUACACAUUCGGAUUGUGACUCCGAUUCAUUAAAUGUAAAUACGGUGGAAACGGAAUAUGUCUGUCCGACAUGCCGCAAUUCACCGUUGGUUGCGGAUGCAAUGAUGAUAUCAACCGGAAAUAGUUCCGUUGCGGCAUCACCAACUUCUAUCUCCACACAUGAUGAAGCAUCACGUAGUGUUCCGCUUGACAGCUCAUAUUGCUUGGAUUCACCUAAUAGAAACAGCCCGCUGAUGUCACUAUCUCAGUUGGAUACUUUUGGCGACUUCUUCAACAUUCAUCAAUCUACAGGACAAGUUCCAUCAAUGUCGCCAUCUGGAUCUACCGCAUUGAGUGGACCGAUGUCUUCCUGUAGAGCUUCUCCCGGUUCGUUUCCUGAAUUUAGUAAUACUGGCGAUGCAACUGAUGAACUGCGAUUCAGUUCCAGAAGAGAACGAAGUGAUAUUUCUUGCACUUUUAAUCGAACAUCGCGUGGUGGUGGAGUAAAAAAGCCCUGUGGUCGUGGCAUAGCGCCUCGAACACGUUCACUUGGUGGAUUAAGUGAUUUUGCAGAAGUAACCCAUUCGCAUCGAGGAAAACGGGGCGGAAGAGGUGGCAAUAAAAAUGGCAGAGGACGUCGACCAAGAGGCGGUAAGACCUCAGCAAUGUUGGCAAUGGUUAAUGCGGCAGCAGCAAAUCGAGAUGCAGAUCAAGAAAGUUCGGAAAUAGACGAUACCCGACAUCGUAUGGAAGAGAAUGAUUAUAUCAGGACAGUGGUUGUAACAUGUGCUGAAAAUCCUUAUUUCUUGCAAAUGCCUUUAUGUUUAAUUUGUGGUAGUAUUGGAAAAGAUGUUGAAGGAACAAUGGUUACAUGUGCGACUUGCUCACAAAGUUAUCACACAUAUUGUGUGGGAUUGCAUGAUAAGCUCAAUUUCACAAUAGUAAGAAGAGGAUGGCGUUGUUUGGACUGCACGGUUUGCGAAGGAUGCGGUGAUGGGCAUGACGAGUCCAACUUGAUUCUGUGUGAUGAGUGUGAUAUUUCAUACCAUAUUUACUGUUUGGAACCACCUCUUGAGCGAAUUCCACAUGGACCAUGGAGAUGUAAAUGGUGUUCGGCUUGUCGACGCUGUGGGAAUCAAAUAUCCAAUAUUGCGGAUAAUCAGCACUUUUGUGAUACCUGCUUCACACUUCGAAGGUGUCCUAAAUGUUUGCGAUUUUAUGAAAUUGGUGAUAACAUCAUUAAAUGUCAGCACUGUGCAAGGUGGCUACAUGGCAAAUGUGAAGAGUUGUACGGUGAUGAGGUGUUUGAAACUGCAUCAGAAAAUGGUUUCCGUUGCUCAUUGUGUCGUCCACAAGGUAACAUAGGCAGCGACGCUUUCAACGUUUUGGUGUGCGAUAAUGUGAUGAUGAACAAAUGCGCACUCGAAGUAUUGCAUUUACGUUUUGGUGGAGCGCUCUUUCGUUAUCCCAGUUCUGCUGAUGCUGUGUACGAUUUCCCGUCAUACUUCUUCGCACCGAGAUCUCAUUCAUUUGAAGAGCCAAUGGAAGAAGAUGAUGUAGAAAGUUCUAGUUUUGGAAUGAAUGUAGGAAUGAGUGGUCGAGGUCGAGGGAUGCGGAGUGGCGGUCCUGGUCGGCGAGUGAUGAAAUUGGGUGUCGGUGGAUUUUUUGUAAAGGUACCUCGACAUCGCUUAUCAAAUGCUGAAGAUGAAAAUGGUGUGGAAGAGGAUUCAGCAAAGCCAAAAAUAAAACGCUUCCGAAAACCGAGGAGAUCACAGCUGGAAGACAAUUAUCCCCCAGUUAUUCAAGAAAGUUUUUUUGGUAUGAGACCAGUUGAGGGAAGAUGUUUGUUAGAUGUUGUAGUGGAUGAACCAACUUUGAUAGAGCAUCAGAAAGCGGCUUUGAUUAUUGACAAGCAGAAAGAAACCUGUGAAUUGAACGAAAUGGAUUCUGAGGCCUUGCGUGAAAGUGAGAGCCUUUUGGGCAAUAUAACAGAGAAUGACAUUCUUGGAAAUAUGGAAGAAAUUGAUUUUGAUAAUUUGGAUUUAAAUGAACUGUUACUCGAUGGUGAUGAGGAUGAUGAUGAUGACGAAACAUUGGAAAAUGCAUUGAGUGAUCAAAUGGGACCUUGCAGUGAAGAUGGUCAAAUAACUAUUAGCCCUCAUGGUGGUCCCAUGCGACCUCAGACUUUGUGCUCGGGGCAGCAGACUCGAAGAUUUACGAUUGCUUCAACAAUUAAUCUAACACAAGGGAACAUUCGUCAAAAUGUACAUGUGCAUGGUUACAAUCAAACUGGUAUCUGCACUCAGCCUAGAUCAAGUAGUCAGAACUCAGCAUUUUUUAAGCUGGGCGAUACUUGUACUGAACGAGUAAAUCAAGCAACAGAAAAGUGGGAAGAAGAUGAACCAUUGGGAGAUCGUGCUACCAAAGCUGCUGUUCUUUAUGCAAACAUUAAUUACCCACAGUGGAAAGAGCAAUAUCCAGAAUGGCCAGAACGUGUGAAACACAUUCAUCGGAUGUGGAGAUCCUUGGAUGCAAGCAGUAGACAACAGUAUGUAAAUAAAGCAAGAGAAAAUCGAGCAAAUAGAGUGAAGCAGCCUCGAACAAAGCGUAUUACAACAUCGACGUCAACUCCUACAGGCGUUGUUCGAGCUAUCAUUGGUUCGCAUCGAUAUGGAAUGCUUUCAGGACAAGAGAAUAUAGCAGGAUAUUGUCGUUCUCAGGCAGAAUAUAAUGAACGCUUCAAAGUUCCAACAAUACCUUAUGGUGGCGGCGAAUGUGUCAUAGAUCAAAAUACGGCUGUAAGUUCUGUAGACGUCUCCAUGGUCCAACCUUAUGGAGCAGCACAGCAACAUUAUUAUCAUUCCGAACAGGAAGGUGGUUCAUUCACUAGUGCACCUCAGCCUAGACCUGUACCUGUAAGGAAUCCACAAUCUUUGAUUGCGCAUUUAAGCAAAGAAGUUCUUGAUAAUUAUAGUUUGCUGCAGAAACGAAGCAAUGAGUUAGCGAAAUAUCAGUUGGCAAUUGAAAAUGACUUGGCUCGAAUGCGCAAACAGAAAAAAAAUCUCACAGCGAAAAGAAGACAACUGAAUAAAAAUAAUCAACAAUACGAUGCUCACGGACAGCGCAUUGAAAUUGAACUAAGCGAAACUGACAGACAUUCACUCACAACACUUACCAAUACUAUACCGAUCCGGCAGAAAGAUUUGGAAAAUUGCAAGCGCGACAUUAAACUCCAUUCUUCGAAUGUUCGUGAUUUUGAAGUUAAAAACAACAUACCACCAGAACUAAUUCCACAAAUGACACCUGUCGUACAACCUGUUGGCCUACAUGUAAAUGCUGCGCGCACAAAACAACUGCAAAGUGGUACACCUCCCAUGCCUAAUGAUAUGAUUUCUCCAAACAACGGCAUUCGACCUCCGCCAUCAUAUUCAGCAUUUGGUGUGAUGAGUAACUAUCGACCUCCUUAUCAACCUGGCACUAAUCAGAUGUCUGAAUAUAAUCAUUCUGGCUAUGGAACUACUCCAAAAAGUGAGACUGAAACUACGCAAAUGUGUUCGGAUUCUCCAACACCAUCUAGCGGUCGACCGGGGUCAUCGAGCUCAACGGAAUGGCAGUAUCGGGGAGGAAAGGGAAAGCGGAAAAAACGUGACGAUGAUCGCAAUGAAGAGUGCAAAAGGCCAGCAAUGCUUGGUGAUGUUGCCGCUGAGACUCUUACCACACAGUUUGGGCGAGAUAUUUAUGAUGUUGUGGAUCGUUUAAUAACGCAAGCUGUUAUUAUGGUAGACGGUGCUGAAGCUGCUCGAAAAAGCGGAAUGCUGAAAAGACUUUUAGAAUCGCAAAUGAAAAAAGAAUAUCCAUCACAAAGAAAUUCUUUUACAGGACUAGAAUUUAACAUCCCUCCAAAACCAAAAAAAAAGCGUACUCAGCAGAAGAAACUUGGUGUUGGAAACAGUAAUGAGUACGAAUUAUUGCUAGAACGGAUUUCCACUCAACUUCGUCUUUGCCCGCAGCUUCCUCGAAGUGCCAUUGAACCCAUAUCCCGCAUUGGUCGUUCAUCUUAUGCCAUGUUUGGUGUUACAGAUUUACCAGAUCGAAUAGAUAAGCCAUCAGUCAAAGGAAGCGAAAUUGGUGAUGUACGCCUUGUUUUUAUGGGCGAUUAUUAUACGCGUCUCUUUCAGUGCCCUUUCGAUGAAACUUCACUUUAUCAAACAACAUCUGAUUUUGCAGCUGAUAUAAAGCUGCCAGUUUUAUACAGAACAAGAUGCGUUGCUCCACGGGGGAUACAGGAAAGGGAAAAAUCUGUAAGUAAAAUGCGAGCACUUUCGGUAGUUCGUCGUUCUGGCUCCCCACCUUUACGGCAAAUUUCGAGGAUACCUGAAUCUGUAAUGCCAGAGGCACCACCAAGACACGCAUUUUUUAAGAAACGUGAGUUGCCUAAAAAAGUAGAGGUCAGUAUUGUAUUCGAAGGUCCAGAAAGCAGCCUUGAUGCUGAAGCUGGUUUGAGACAGUUAAUGGUGCUCCUCGGUAUGGAACAGUUACCAGAUUAUGAGUUUGACACUCCACCUCAAACUCCUGAACCUUCAAAACGUGAUCUUGGUGAAAUCCAGAAAAUAGAAUCACCAGUGACGGAUGAUUUUACAUGUCGUCAUUGUGGUGCGUUGACUGAUCAGCCUGCUGUAAGGCAAACAGCUCACCAACUUGGAAUUGUUGAUCAUGAACCAAAAGAUGAAACGUUAGCAUUCUGCUCAAUGAACUGUUACUACAAUUAUAUGGCUAAUGCGAAAGCUGCGUUGUCACCAGAGGAUCUUUCGAGAGCAGAACGUUUUAUUGGCGCUGAAACGUUAGCUAAACUUCGGCAGGCAAGCGCUGAUAAUUUUGCCAAAUAUCUUCAUCUCGGAAAAGGGCAAUUAGAAUCGCCUGGAAAUUCAAAUAUGUGUUCACCAUUGAGUGACGGUCGUGUUGAGUCUGAUGCGAGGAACAAUAUUCAGAUAAUUCAAGCUCGAGAGCUGUCAUUAAUGAGUGAUCGGAACAUUCAAAGGGCUUUGGAGAGGAAAUGGAAAGGACAACUGUGGAUGCAGUAUGAUACAACGAUUAUAGAAAGUUUCCGUGAAUUAUCAGUUCAAACUCGUCAGAAGCAGCUAAUUGCCGAUCUCCAAAGCGUUUUACGUUCCCACUGCAUAGACCUUACAGAAGACAAACGGCAGUGUGCAUUUUGUGGGCAAUUUGGAGACGGAGAAUUAGAUAAUUGUGGAAGACUUUUGAACGCGGAUGCUAACAUCUGGGUGCAUGUUAAUUGUGCGUUAUGGUCCGAAGAGGUUUAUGAGACUUCUGCUGGAGCACUUAUAAAUGUGGAAGAUGCACUUAGACGGGCAACAAAUGUGGUUUGUUCAGUUUGCCAUCUUGUGGGUGCCUCAUUAAGAUGCUACAAACUUAACUGUGAAAAUCACUUUCAUGUUUUUUGCGCCAAAUCGACGAGAGGAAAAUUCAUGAAGGAUAAGACUUUCAUUUGCGAAGAACAUGAUGAUUAUCGGAAUGACUUGAUACUCGAUCAUUUAAAAGCUUUGCGCCGUAUUUAUGUUGAUCGUGAAGAAAAUCAGUUGAUAGCAAAAUUGUUUCACAGCGAAGCGGACCGACUAGUUUUGCGAGUAGGCAGCCUUAUAUUUAACCACAUUGGGCAGCUGCUUCCAGAACAGUUAAAAGCGUUCCAUAAUUCAGAUCAUAUAUUUCCGAUUGGAUACAGUGUUAAACGGAUUUUUUGGUCAUUAACUAAUACAACUGAUCGUACCCAAUAUCAAUGUACAAUUUGCGAUAAAUCAUCAGCACCAGAAUUUGUAAUCUCAUACGGGGACGGCCAGGAAGUUCGGGAGACUUCGGCAUCAGCUGCCUGGAACCAUAUAUUAAUGGAAGUAGAAAGAACACGAGAUAAAGAUGAUGGAUUAUUACGUCUAUUCCCAGCGAAUCUUACUGGCGAUAGUUUAUUUGGUCUUACGGAAGCAGCUGUUUCAAAAAUGACGGAGUCGUUGCCAGGAGUGGACCAACUGAUAACUUAUACUUUCAAACAUGGUGGAGUUCCUCUGAUGGACUUGCCUCUGGCAGUCAAUCCAAGUGGAUGUGCUAGAUGUGAGCCGCGGUUCCGCACUCUUAUUAAACAUCGUCGGCGUAAUCAACCACCAGCGGCUACUGUUCGGUCAUUCGUUAGUACUGAUGUGCUUUCACGUGACACAAGAACACGUGGUAAUAGCAGUUCACUGUUCAGCGCAGUAGAUGUGUCUGUGGGACGUAGUUCAUGCAGUACAACAUUAGACUGUUACGGCGGGCGAUGGGAACCUGGACAACUGAGUACAGCUUAUUAUUCACAAUAUCAGAAAAUGAAGAAAGAAUGGAAAAAUACUGUGUACCUGGCUCGUUCACGUAUUCAAGGAUUAGGAUUAUAUGCAUCACGAGAUAUUGAAAUGAAUUCCAUGAUUAUCGAAUAUAAAGGCGAAGUUAUACGUAGUGAAGUUGGCGAAAUGCGUGAAAAGAAAUAUGAAGCUCAAAAUCGUGGUGUAUAUAUGUUUCGUAUUGAUGACGAAAAACUUAUUGAUGCAACAAUGGCUGGUGGUCCAGCACGAUACAUCAAUCAUUCCUGUGAUCCAAACUGCAGUACGCGUUUGGUGGAUUCGGGUCCAUGUGGUGAUGACAAAAAAAUUAUUAUUAUUGCUAACAGACCUAUAAGUGCCGGAGAAGAGUUAACAUAUGAUUAUCAGUUCGAUAUCGAAGAUGCAGCUGAUAAGAUUCCUUGUUUAUGCGGUGCACCGAAUUGCCAAAAAUGGAUGAAUUGA